Schistocerca piceifrons (Central American locust) is the source of this 1466-nucleotide messenger RNA. RefSeq lists its product as uncharacterized. Lineage: Eukaryota; Metazoa; Arthropoda; Insecta; Orthoptera; Acrididae. The record is from RefSeq and is a predicted model, not a curated record. Gene Ontology annotation, molecular function: protein binding. Bases 225 to 1253 code for a protein of 342 amino acids. The transcript is spliced from 2 exons.
UAUUGACAGGGUUUGGCGGUGUUGUGUUUGGAAAUUCGAAAUCGAUGUUGAUAAAUUGUCCGAUGAAGUUGCGGAUUUGAUUUAUUACACCCAAAGUGUAAAAAUAUAUAGCUGCACAAUUUUAAGCUGUGCACUCAUUGAUGUAGGAAGAAUCGGAUAUUUGCUGACGAAGACUUUUGUUUCGGUUUACCUUUGAAAACAUCGCACAGCUAUUGAUUUUAAGAAUGAAAGAGACAGUAGCACCGGGAACAGCUCUCUGUGGAAUAGAUAACCUUCCAGACGAGGUUCUCAUCGAAAUAUUCUCCUACUUGUGGCCGUUCGACUUGACGUGGUGUUCGCACACGUGCAGCAGGUGGCGUGCUAUUCUACGCGAGGAGAAGUCGCUGUGGAGGCGCUGGCGGUGCUGGGUGUACGACGGGAUCGCGAGGGAAGUGCUAGCUAAGGCGGGUGCAGUGCCGCAGCUGGAAACGCUCUACCUCCUCUACUCCGGCACGUUCGGGGUCCACGUCGCCUGGCCGGAGGCCACCGUCUUCUACCACUACGGCAACGCCGCAGCAACGUGGGAGCCGUACUUCCGGUGUUUCGAUACCGAGUGCCUUGUGAUAGACCACUCGAUGCAGAAAAAUAUUUUUUCCUACUUGUCGUGGGUCGACCACCUCACGUUGAGGAGGAUAUUCAUCGUAGAACAGUCGUACUUUUGUAACCCGUCUGACCGUACGUGUGAAUUUGCCGGGCCGGUUUACGAUGCUGAUCGUGAGGACGGUUCCGUGCAGAGGGUCAUGGAGGCAUACCGCGUGAGUGUCAGAGCGGCACACCGCGACUUCCUCUCCGGGAAGGGUCGCCGCCGCGGUAGUGCCUCGGAGGUCCCCGCCCCGACGUCCGGAGCGGACGCUGCCGUGUGCCCGGCGUUGGAGGAAGUGAAUGUGUUCAGCAAGUACAUCCGGGACGAACACCUCGAGAGACUUUGCAGUCUGGGUCCGGUGCGCGCCUUGUACGUCCGGUGCCAGCGGCUCCACAGCCUGACUUUCGUGCGGGGCUGCAGCGCGACACUGGAGGAGCUGGAAGUCUCGGACUGCCAACGCCUCUUGGAGGACGCGUUCGCAGAUCUACGCUAUCUGGAGAGGUUGCGCGUGCUGCGGCUGUCGGACUGCCACGUCGAGGCGCAGACUGUCGGCAGUUGUGUGGCCGGCCUCCCCCACUUGGAGUCCUGUACGAUAAAUGGGUGUGAAGUCCUUCAGGAUCUCUCCUCGUAGGAUCCUUGUGCUGUGGCCUGUGUCCGCAGAUGUAGUGGUGUGUCCUGUAUCCUUACUUUAAGACACUGACUUGUUGAAAUUUUCUUGUGAUAACAUAUCAUUAUUUCGAGUCAAUAAAUAUGAUGUGUUGGAAGAAGGGCAGUGAGAGAGAUGGGCUGAUCUUGUGCAAUAUAUUAUACAAUUUUUUAUUUGACAUUAAAUAUUGUAAAAUUA